This is a messenger RNA of Vanrija pseudolonga, 1008 nucleotides long. RefSeq names its product Alpha-ketoglutarate-dependent sulfonate dioxygenase. NCBI's taxonomy places the organism in Eukaryota, Fungi, Basidiomycota, Tremellomycetes, Trichosporonales, Trichosporonaceae. The transcript has 10 exons. The record is from RefSeq and is a predicted model, not a curated record. Gene Ontology annotation, molecular function: 2-oxoglutarate-dependent dioxygenase activity. The coding region runs from base 1 to 1008 and encodes 335 amino acids. Gene Ontology annotation, cellular component: cytoplasm.
AUGACGAACACAAGCGAGAGCAACGAUCCCCUCUACCCCGACUACCUCCCCGUCUGGGAAUACAACACCCUCCCAGACUGGGAAGAGGUGGCCUUCACCGACGCCGGGACGCGCGCAACGGAUGAUUACAACUACCUCUUCCCGGCGGACCACACCGCCCACCGGCGACCCGUGUCGCCUUACAUUGGGGAGGAGAUACGAGGCAUUCAGCUCUCGCAGCUCGACAAGCCGGCGCUCGAUGAUCUCGCCCUCCUCGUUGCCCGGCGUGGGGUCGUCAUCUUCCGCGACCAGGACUGGAAGGCGCGUGCCGUUGUUGACACAGUCCGCCACUUUGGCCGGCUGCGCAUCCACCCUACUAUGGGGUACCCCGAAGGCUUUCCGGAGAUUCACGUGCUGUAUCAAGAUCCCAAGGACGCAGCGACUUCCAAAAACACCGUCGUCAGCCUCGACUACUCGGACAAGAUCUCCAGUAUCAACUGGCACAUCGACCACAGCUCCGAGGUGCAGCCUGCCGGGCUCACGUUCUUCUGGAACCUCGAGCACCCUGACGUGGGGGGCGACACGCAGUUUGUGUCCCUGACGGAGGCGUACAACCGCCUGUCGCCCGAGCUUCAGCGCGGUCUCGAUGGGCUGCAGGUACUGCACGACAACUCUAGCAUGCUGCACUACUCGCGUGAAAAUGGAGGUCCUGCGCGCUUCAACUCCGUGAGGCGCCACCACCCACUCAUCCGCACGCACCCCGCCACAGGCGACCGCGCGCUCUUCGUCCACGGCUUUGUGCAGGCCAUACACGGACUCAAGGCCGAAGAGUCGACAUGGAUCCUUUCCUUCCUCCAGGACAUUGUCGCCAAGGGGUCCGAGUAUCAGAUACGGGCGCGUUGGGAGCCCGGGAGCGUCGUGGUCUGGGACAACCGCGUGGUAGCGCACACUGCGACGCCCGACCUCGCGGGGGUCGAGGGCCGGCGCCACAUGGUCCGUAUUGCUGCCAUGGCUGAGGUGCCGGUGUGA